GCUCAUCAUUGAUGACGACGUAAACGAAGCUGCUAGACUAUUUUUGUGCUUCCUUCACUGCAGGAUUGCGAUUGCGAUUCAUACAGAAGUAAGUUUCGUAUCGAGCAGUCGGCAAGCUAUAAAUAGGGUGCAGUUUAAGUUUUUGAUGUCAAGUAUUUUUGACAAUACUAGCAGGAGUUUGCUAGUAGUAUGCGCUUCUGAAGAAUACGAGCUAGAAAUACAUCUAUGGCAAUCCUCCGCCAGUACAGAGAAUCUCUUCCCUUUGAAUGGAUGAUCGCUCAACGGUACUACUGCUGUACUAGUUUCUCUGCGUUAUAUUCCAGCUUGCAGCAAUAGCAAUACGCAACCAAAACGGAUAGGUGGAAGGAACUUCUGCGCCACCAGAUAUCCGUACUUCAGAUGUCCCGCUAUUGUGUCGAGCUAUGCCAGAAAUUUCAGGUACAAAUUGCUUAUUGCAGCUUCUGUUGAACGUAGUACCACAAGCCCGACACAAAAGAACGAAAAGGAAAACCGGUGUUAACGCCACCGUACUUUCCGGGCAAUCACCUUGAAGUGUGCAAUUGGACCAACAAGAACACUUUUGAUGUGUAUAGAUUAAUAUGUUACUCUUUUCUAUUUCACCACAUCGUAACAGGUAAGCUCGGUACACCAGCUCACGUGGUAUCACAGUUGCAAUUCCAAGGCGAAGUUGGCACAAGCACUGCGAUCCGACGUUCAUUUAAUCGAGGCGGAUGUCACGCUCGGAACUUACGAAGAAACCGAAGGCACCGAGGAUGUGGGCUUCUUCGGCGGUGCGAACAAUAAGCAACAGGGCUCGUCGACUCCCGGCGGCGCUUCGUCGUCGCGAAAGAAGAAAACGUCCUCGGACGUGGUCGUCGGUUCUAGUGUGGCCUCCUCCAGCGUUGCCUCCGUCGCAUCUUCCUCACGCGCCGCGCCCGUACGACUGAAACGGGCGCCCGAAGGAGAUGCGGUGCCGGAUGAAGACCCGAAUUACAACCUCCCGCUGCAAGCUGCCGCAGGAGCAAAGUCAUCCAACGUUUUGGGAGAAGAUACCCGGCGCACGCAGAGCGCGGACAACCUGCUUCUGGCAGGAAGCGGGACUACUACAGGCGGUAUGAUUUCUACUGCGGGUGGUGGUGGUCCGCAUGAUCCGAACAAUAAGUUCGCCUCGCCGAUGGAUGACGCGGAUGAAGAAACGCCUGUGCACGAUCCAGAGUCGUCACUAAGUCCCCCCCUGGCGCCGCCGCUGCGAAAACUCUCCGGCGAGGGGGAAGGCUUCGCACCACCGAUGCUGACCGGCGACGGGCCCUCGGCAAGCAGCACCGCCCCUGCUGUACCCCAGUCCAAAGCCGUCAGUGCCGCGUCGCGCCGCGGCGUAUCCUUCGAUCCGCAAACUCGGGCACUGCCGCCGAGUGCAACUACCGUGCAACCGAAUAAUAUUAACGCUCCCCUAAUAUCCAGCUCGGACCCCGCCCUGGCAGGACUACACAAACCGAAGGCAAAUAAACCGAGACCACCCCCCGGAGCACCCCCAAGUUCUGCGGGAACACGACUUGCGGUCCGAGACGACCGCACCGUGAUCAUGGCGCACCCUCCCAGCCGGCGGAGCAAUCUGACGCUCGAGCAGUUUGUGCGCAAGAUCUGCCACUACAACUGCAUGGUGGACCCCACGCUCGUGCAGGGCCGGCGGACCGAGGUGAUCCGCGGCAACACGACGCUGCUGGAGGGAGUGGAGAUCCCCAACAACAUUUCCUUCAUCACGGAGGACGAAGACCGCGACCUCCGCGAACUUCUGGAAGAAAGCUCCAGCGCCGACGGCAAUUCCGACACGCGGUCGCAGUCCUCGUCCACGAGCGGCCAUCAUGGCAUCCUGCUGAUGAACGAGGAACUCCAGGAGCAUUUGGGUAUGAACACCGUGGAAAAGAGAACACGGCGAAGGCCCAAGGGCAUAAAACUCGACUUCAAAGACCUCGCAGCCGUGAAACCCGCCAUCGAGCUGCUCAUGCGCAUGAACGUGUGGGCGCAGGUAAAAUUUUUUUAUGAUUUUCUGUUAGUGGACUUGAGAACACUCGCACACACUUACACACGUUUGCUCCACUGAGCUCGUUAUCGACAGCAGAUGAAUUCUCUCAAUUGCAAGUAAGCAAGCAAGUGACGCAAGUCUCUUGCUGCGUUACAUCCUGUAGGUUCAAUUCAUCAAGUUUCAGGAUGUGACGAAAUUGCGUAUGACCGCAACCCGCCAGAAUGUGACUGAAUUGCGUAUGGCGCAGACAGUCACUGUGAUCAUUCUGCUUGUGCCUGUUUUGCGUAUGACGCAAAUAGGCACCUUGAUCACUUUCCUCUUGAAUUUCAUGGGAUUCCUUCUAGAUCAUUUACAUCCUUCUGGCACUUUGUGACCGUUUUGCGUAUGGUCCAGGAAGUGCCUCAAUUGUUUCUACUUCUGCUCUAGUGGGUGCAGUGUGAUUGUUUUGCGUAUGGCGUAAACAGUCACUAUGCUCACUGUCGUCAAUCUGGGCAAUGUGACUGGAUUGCGUAUGGCCUUAGUGCCAUCGCGUUACCAGUCAGAUCUAGUCAAUUUCUCAUCAUCUUCUCUGUCAUUUCAUCACGGAACAGGCUUCAUUUGGGGCGAUCGUGCUACGUGUGUGCGGGAUCGAUUUCCAUGGCCAACAUUUUCGUAGUGUUUCUAGACGCGCCUAGAAGUGGCGAAUACUUGUAUCGGAAACUGAACUAGAGAGCGAAAAUGCUACCUAUAUGCACCCGAAAAAGAGGGCGACGGUCUCGAAUCGCGUCAAGUCUUGAUUCGGACUUUUCCAUGGUUCAACACUUCAGAUAGUUUUAGUAGAGAUUCUCAAAAGAUGAGAAAAUAAAAACAGGUUGUGUGUGUUUGGCUGAACGCUGAUAUAGCCGCGGGACCCGGUUGCCUUCCCCUGAUGCCGAACUGGGUGCUGGACGGCAGGAAAUUUUUACAGCGUUGUUGCCGUAUUCCAGACGUCGUUCUGUCGCUGGGUUGGAUCUCCACGGAGUUUGCCGUCACCCAGCACUACACGCAGCGCAUGAUAAACGACAUGCUCGAGCUUGUGCAGCGCCCGUUUUUGCGGGGGAAGGACACCUUUCUGUACACCCCCGCGGCCAUCGCGCACCACAUCACGUUUUGUGUGCAGGCGAAGUACGCCCUCGCGAGUCAACCGGUCCUGAAGCAACUCCUGGAGCUGGUCCCUUCUUCGUCGCUUACCGUCUAUACGGGCACCAUGACCACGGGGAUAACCCCUGACGACCUGCAAGCGAUCGAGGAAAACUUUGACACUACCCGCCUCUUUGUCGAUGUCUACACGCGCGCAGACGCGACCUCCAAGGGCAAGAAGGUGCAGAGCUCAUUGGGCACAGAACGCUGCGCCCUCAUGUAGUUGUGCACGUGAGGAUCAUGAACUUGAACAGGAGCAGUGUACUAGUUGUAUCAACCUGCUCGGCAGUCCAAUGAGAAAUUUUCACAGAUACCGCUCCCCCCGAGCGGCCUCAAAGCGACAUUUUCCUAGACAGAUUCUCUGUUGACACUCCAUGGGCACAAAUGUCAGUCUGGUUGAAGAAACAUCAUCCAGGUUGACUAUCCUGCACCUUUCAUCAUAGUUUCAGCCUGCUACAUUGGUUGCCAAAAAUGCCGGUUUGACCACAAUGACCCACGACGAUUGAAAACGACACGCGAGAACGCAACUUUUCCGAAGGCGACGAAGUCUUCAACAUUCACAUUUUUUCAAGAAGUAGAGCCAACACAGCAACAUUACUCCAGCAAACGCCGGCCUUGGUCACAGUGGUUCGUGAACAUAAUCGACAGAAACUAUACUGAUGUUCGCACACAAUCCUAGUUUGGAUCACUUUUUCCAGCCGAUCGUCCGCAGCGUUGUAGUGUAGUUGACUACUCGAAUUAUGCGAGGACAAGCGAAGCAUCACGUCUGUCUUCUCGACAAGAAGAACCUUUUCAUCCACCAAAC
Amoebophrya sp. A120 is the source of this 3986-nucleotide messenger RNA. The record is from the annotation of a GenBank genome assembly. Lineage: Eukaryota; Dinophyceae; Syndiniales; Amoebophryaceae.